This is a messenger RNA of Coregonus sp. 'balchen', 994 nucleotides long. NCBI's taxonomy places the organism in Eukaryota, Metazoa, Chordata, Actinopteri, Salmoniformes, Salmonidae. The record is from the annotation of a GenBank genome assembly.
AAGAGUCGGAGCAGUGGUGUCAGCGCUAUUCUCCCCGCGGACAUUGCGAAAAAUUCGAAUUUCAGGGCGAUUCCUAGGAUUGGGAUCACGAACGCAGUUAGGUUUGCUUGGAAGGAGAAGGACAUGGAGCCUUUUGGAAGGGAAACAUUUGGGAGGACUUUGUUGAUGGGAGUGUUAAAGCUGGCGGUAAAGGAUGUGAUGUGCCUCCAGGUGAACCCCUUGGAAGGGGCUUAUGAUGUGGUUUUUCACACGGAGGGGAAGCAUGAUGAGGUCAUGAAAAAGGCGAGGGAGGUGGAGAAGGCCAAGCCGAUGUGCGACUACGAGGUGAAAAGCUUGGCCAAGAACAACUUCAGGGUAAUAACUGUAAACAUGUAUAACCCGCAUGUUAAGGAUGAGGAGGUGAGGGCUUUUAUGGGGAGGUAUAUGGACAAUGUCUCCUCGGCAAGGCUCCUCAAAGACUCGCUAGGGUUCUGGAAUGGGAAGAGAAGCUUCCAGGCUCUGUUGAGGGAAGACCCAAAGGGCCUGGGAGGUUACCUUCAUCCUCCAGCUCUGUUCUCCCUGGGGGCUGACAGGGGGACAUUGUUUUAUGCCCUUCAGCCCCCUUUCUGCAGACGAUGCAUGGCCUAUGGCCAUAAUUUCGGCUCAUGUGGGGCGAAGAAAUGCAGGGUUUGUGGGUCUGAGGCACACGAGGCGAGGGACUGUGACGAGUCGAAGAAGUGCCAUGGGUGUGGAUCGUCAGCACACCUGUGGAGGGAGUGUACGGCUCAUCACAAGUCGAAGAAGAGGAGGAGGAGUUCCAGACCCAAGUGCAGGGCCAAAGGCAAUAUCAUCGACGACGGAGGAGGAGCCGAGAACAGCAGCGGGAGGAGAGGGGGACGGGCAGGGGACUGCCGUAGCAGUUCCGGAAGGAGAGGUGGUGCCGGGGACGGAGGUGGAGGGGAGUGUGGGAGAGGAGGUGCCAGAGAUGGAGGCGGCGGAGGGAGAGGAGGUCGGG